AUGGCAAGCCUUAAACAACAUCUCAAGGAUGCCAAAAGUUACUUGGAUAGUCAAGACUAUGAAUAUUGCAUUGAAAGCACCAAGGAAGCUUUGAAAAUAGAUAAAAAGUGCUAUUUUGCCCAUGUCUUUUUGGGCAAAGCCCUGUCCUGCAUUGAUGAGCUUGAAGGAUCCAAAAAACAUUAUCUAACGGCAAUCGACCUAGAUCCGGAAAAUGUACUGGCUUGGAAGGGUCUUUUCGUGCUUUUUAAGCUUAGCAACAUUGCUCCAACGGUUGUAUCGUUCGACGAAUACUUUGACCUGUGCGGGAAGUACGCAGAGCUGCUGUUGCAAAAGCAGCUACCAUUGACAGACCUUAUUAGUGACAUUCGAAAUUUCAAAAAUUUUUACAGAGACUCCCAGGAGUCAUAUCUGCGUCAUAUGCGGCCAGGUACUCCAACUGCUGAGCUUUUGUCUCGCUACUUGAUAUCACCCAACGAAGCCUUGCAGGGACUACUCAACAUAGUCAGAUCGGCUGAGCAGCAAAAAGUGUCGAAGUUAGUGAGUCGAGAGCGGCUGAAAAUUAGCGCCAAUCAACCGGAUUACGAUUUGAAAGUAAAUUCUAUCGCAUGGGAAGUUUAUAAGGAUUCAGAGGUUGACGAACUGUACCAGCAAUUGAUCAACGUUACUGAUGCUGACGAACAACGACGCGAUAACGAAGCCAAGUGGCUUGAGUAUAGAUUGAAGGUGUUAAAGUCCAUGCCAGCGAACAUGAAAUCUCAUUUUUUCUUGAAAGUCAAGGGAAUGGUCGAGGACAUGGUGAUUGUGGAUCACGAUUUUCUUUUGGCAUGGCAGCUGUACUUCGAAUGGCAAGACUACUCGAACCUCGAUAGCAUGGAUACCAACAUGAUAUCUCGAUUUAUGAAAAGGUUUCCUCGGGAGCCACUCUCAGCCAUUCUGUACGCCUGGGUAUGUUCAGACCUAUCCGCUUACAACUCAAAAGAGUUUUAUGAAAAGACAUUUCAAGAUGAUAUGACCAAUCAGAUAGCUUCAUCAAAUGCUGUACUGGAUUCAAUUGACGACGAAGUAGACGAGUCUGAAAAAGAGAGGCUCCAGAAACUGGUUGAUCCGGGAUCUGAAGAACCUUCUCACGGAUUAUCUGAAGAUGAGGUUCUACUCUCGUUUUCAGACAACAUCAAGAAAACGCAGCAAAGCAUUCUGGCACAUCGCGUAAUUUCGCACUACUAUUUGUCGAUGCAUGAGUAUGAGCCUGCUCUCCAAUAUGUCAAAGCGGGAAUACUGCUAUGUGCACAAAAUGUUAAAGGUUUGGGUGCUCAUUUGGGCAAUUCUAAGAAGGAACUCACGCUAGAUCUGGCUACCAUUUAUACUUAUUUUGAGGCGCCCAAGAACCACUCAACUGCGCUCGCGCUUUUCGAAAAGGUGCUAUCAGAAGAUGCUGAAAACGUGAAUGCAAAAAUGGGUAAGGGACUGAUAGCCAUAGAAAGGCGUAAUUGGACAGAGGCCUACGACCUUUUGAAGGAUGUGUCUGAGCGCUACCCAGAUAACUAUGAAGUUCUCUCUGAACUUGGGUGGAGUGAAUUGAAUUUAGGCAAGGCAGACGUUGCCAUCGAAAAAUUCAAGUAUAUUCUAAACAACAUCGAGGGUUCGGAUUUGAAAACUCUGGAGUUCAGAUCCCUCAAUCAUUGGAGGAUAGCAAAAGCUUACAUCGUCAUAGAUGAAAGUACUGAUAGGGACUCGGCUUCGAUCAACAUAAAGCAUGCAUUCAAACAAUUGGUCCAGUCGAUCAAAGUGAGCGACAGUUUUGCCGCUAGUUACUCUACUCUUGGGGAUCUUUACGCCCAGUAUUACGAGGAUUCGACAAGAGCAUUCAAAUGCUACUUCAAGGCUUUUGAAUUGGACCCCAGUGAUCUCACUGCUGGAAGAUACAUGUGCGAGCAGUAUUGUGGCCUAUCCAAUUGGUCGUCAGCAGCACUAAUCGCGGAAAGAGUUGUUAAAGCGGAAAAGUCAAAAAGGGCUCUGCAAAACAUCAACUGGCCAUAUCGGGUGUUAGGUAUUGCUUGCCUCGAGAAACAAUCAGAAGCGGAUUCGAUUGAGUGGUUUCAGUCUGCUUUACGUGUCGAUUCCUCAGAUCUAGAGUCUUGGAUUGGCCUUGGCCAGGCAUACUACUCAUGUGGGAGGGUCGAAGCAUCACUCAAGGUAUUCGAGAAAGCUCUCGAGGUGGAGCCUGAUAACCCUCAUGCUUUAUACUUCAAAGCUCUCGCGUCGUCUAAGAUGGGACAAUAUGAAGAAAGUUUGGAAAUUCUUCGGGUGCUCACAGAUAUUCACCCGACCGAGGAGCACUAUCAUGUCACUCUGGUUGAGAUUUUGAUUGAGCAUGCAAGAGAACUUCAUUUACAAGGAUACCUCAUUCAGUCGGUAGCUGCUGCAGCCGAAGUUGUGCGUCAUGUCGAGACCAUAAUUCUAAAAAUCUGUUCGGGCAGCCAGGCCGUUUGGAUGGUGUUGUCUAAGGCCUUAAAGUUAUUUUGCUCAGUGCAGUCUCAGAUUCAUAUGUUGCCUUUGGAAAGUCUAGUCAACAUAUUCGAUAGUCUUGAACUAAAGAAUACAGCUGAAAUUGAUGCAAUCGACGGCGUGCUUUACGCUUCGCUACUUUCUGACCUCGAGCAGGACAAUGUGGUGAUUGCUACGAAAUUUUUGAUUUUAUCGGUCAAAUAUUCAUUGGCUUCCAGUGAAUAUGAGAAACUUUCUCGUACAGUGCGUGCCUCUCUAUGGUACAACAUGGGAAUAGUUGAGUUGAUGGCUUUCGUUAUCUUGAAAAUGAGCCAGUACAGAGACGCCGCUAUAGUCUGCUUCAAAAAGUCUAUUGAGUUCCAGUCAAACACCGCCGAAGCUUGGAUAGGAUUCGGCAUUGCCUCCAUAGAUUUGAAUUACCGAGUUGCUCAGCACUGCUUCAUCAAAGCGGCUGCGCUAGGACCAAGAGAUACCAGUGUGUGGUUUGACAUGGCUGUUUUGGCAUUAAAGCACAACGACGUCGCUUUUGCAAAAGAUGUGUUGAUGAAAUCACAAAGCAUUGCCCCUCAGGAUUCCACAGCAUGGCUCGGCCUUGCUCUCGUGUCUGAAAAAAGUGGUCCUACGGAAGAAACGACCAGUCUUUUCGCUCACUCUUUCGUACUUUCAAAUGGCAAGUCAACUGCGGCUCAAAUUCUUUAUGCAAAAAGUGUUCUAGGCACGCGAAUCGGAAAUGGAGACGAUGCGAGAGAUAUUGGAGCAACUCAAGAGUUGAGUUCGGUGGCCUAUGGAUUGGAUGAAUACCUAAAGAAGGAUCCUGACGACAAAUUCGCCUUGCAGUGCGCUAUUCUGACACUUGAAAGACUGAACCAUUUCGAAGCUGCUCGGGCUCUUUCGGGCCGCUUACUCGAUAUUUUGGAAAGACGUUUUGAAAAGAUGCAAGAUGAUUCAGAACUUUUCAACUUUGCUGUGAUCAAGUCACAGAUGGCUCGUGUGCACUUGGGGUCCAAAAUGUAUGACGCCGCAAUUGAAAGCGCAGAUUUGGCGCAGGGCAUUUUAAGCGAGUACGACAACGAAAGGGCGAAGAGAUCCGUCAUUUCAAAUCAUGCGGUAAUGGGAUUGGCUUAUCUCUUUUCAGACGACUUUGAUCAGGCUGUGGAACAGUUCAAGAGCAUCUUGGAGAUAUCCAGCGAAUCCAAAGAGCUUGUCAUAAUGAUUGCGAAGGUACUUUACAGCAUUGAUUCAGAAGAGACGCGCGAUGUAGCUUUCAAAGAGCUUGUAGACUACGUCAGCGAGCACGGCCAGGAUUUGGUUGUCACCCUAACUAUCUCUGCUAUGACCAUACUAGAGGGAAGGACUGAGGACCUGCGCAUGGUUUUAUCUGAGCUGAAGGGUCUACCUUUAGAAUCACUCGUUUUCGAUAGACACCGCGAUGUUUCCUUCCUCAUUGACAAAGUGGAGAAACAGGUAUUUGGGGAUAAGCGAACAAUGGCUGUAUGGCAGAGGUCGGCAUUUUUCUUCCCUAAUGAUCCGAACUCUUGGCAAAGUCUAGAUAAAAAAAUCAGACUACGUGUUUCUUCAGAGGGGCAAAAUAAUGUUAGCGCCAAAAACAUGAGUGAUUACUACUGUGCUUUGGGUAACGUCUCAAAGAUCCAAAGAGGACUUUUCCUCUGUCCUUGGAAUGCGAAGGCUAUAUCUAAAUACGAGAGCUGCUUUAGACAGACAAGUUGA
This is a messenger RNA of Lachancea sp. 'fantastica', 4233 nucleotides long. The record is from the annotation of a GenBank genome assembly. Lineage: Eukaryota; Fungi; Ascomycota; Saccharomycetes; Saccharomycetales; Saccharomycetaceae.